AUGGAGUGCGAGAACGCCCGCGUUGCUGCUACCAACGGCGACUCCCUGUGCAUGGCGACACCGCGCGCCGACCCGCUUAACUGGGGAAAGGCGGCGGAGGAGCUGAUGGGCAGCCACCUCGACGAGGUGAAGCGGAUGGUGGCCGAGUACCGCCAGCCCUUGGUGAAGAUCGAGGGCGCCAGCCUCCGCAUCGCGCAGGUGGCCGCCGUGGCCGCCGGCGCUGGCGAGGCCCGCGUCGAGCUCGACGAGUCCGCCCGUGGCCGGGUCAAGGCCAGCAGCGACUGGGUCAUGAACAGCAUGAUGAACGGCACCGACAGCUACGGCGUCACCACCGGCUUCGGCGCCACGUCCCACAGGAGGACCAAGGAGGGCGGCGCUCUCCAGAGGGAGCUCAUCCGGUUCCUCAACGCUGGCGCAUUCGGCACCGGCACCGACGGCCACGUCCUGCCGGCCGAAGCCACGAGGGCGGCCAUGCUCGUCCGCAUCAACACCCUGCUCCAGGGGUACUCCGGCAUCCGCUUCGAGAUCCUGGAGGCGAUCGUCAAGCUGCUCAAUGCCAACGUCACGCCGUGCCUGCCGCUCCGCGGCACGGUCACCGCGUCCGGCGACCUCGUGCCGCUCUCCUACAUUGCCGGCCUCGUCACCGGGCGCGAGAACUCUGUUGCAGUCGCCCCGGAUGGCAGCAAGGUGAACGCCGCAGAGGCGUUCAAGAUUGCCGGCAUCCAGGGCGGCUUCUUCGAGCUGCAGCCCAAGGAGGGUCUUGCGAUGGUGAACGGCACGGCCGUGGGCUCUGGCCUUGCCUCCACCGUGCUCUUUGAGGCGAACAUCCUAGCCAUCCUUGCCGAGGUCCUGUCCGCCGUGUUCUGCGAGGUCAUGAACGGCAAGCCGGAGUACACCGACCACCUGACCCACAAGCUGAAGCACCACCCGGGACAGAUCGAGGCGGCUGCCAUCAUGGAGCACAUCUUGGAGGGAAGCUCCUACAUGAAGCUUGCCAAGAAGCUCGGCGAGCUGGACCCGUUGAUGAAGCCGAAGCAGGACCGGUACGCGCUCCGCACGUCGCCGCAGUGGCUUGGCCCCCAGAUUGAGGUUAUCCGUGCCGCCACCAAGUCCAUUGAGCGCGAGAUCAACUCCGUCAACGACAACCCGCUCAUCGAUGUCGCCCGCAGCAAGGCUCUUCACGGUGGCAACUUCCAGGGCACGCCCAUCGGGGUGUCCAUGGACAACACCCGUCUCGCCAUCGCAGCCAUCGGCAAGCUCAUGUUUGCGCAGUUCUCUGAGCUCGUCAACGACUACUACAACAACGGCUUGCCCUCCAACCUGUCCGGUGGGCGCAACCCCAGCUUGGACUACGGCUUCAAGGGCGCCGAGAUCGCCAUGGCGUCCUACUGCUCUGAGCUGCAGUUCCUGGGGAACCCGGUCACCAACCACGUCCAGAGCGCGGAGCAGCACAACCAGGACGUGAACUCGCUCGGACUCAUCUCCUCCAGGAAGACCGCUGAGGCCAUCGAGAUCCUGAAGCUCAUGUCCUCGACGUUCCUGAUCGCCCUGUGCCAGGCGGUCGACCUGCGGCACAUCGAGGAGAACACUCUGAGCACCAACUCCACCGGCGGUCUCCACGUCGCGCGCUUCUGCGAGAAGGACCUGCUCCAGGAGAUCGAGCGCGAGGCGGUGUUCGCGUAUGCCGACGACCCCUGCAGCGCUAACUACCCGCUGAUGAAGAAGCUUCGCAACGUGCUCGUGGAGCGCGCCCUCGCCAACGGCGCUGCCGAGUUCGACGCCGAGACAUCCGUGUUCGCCAAGGUCGCCCAGUUCGAGGAGGAGCUGCGCGCGGCGCUGCCCAAGGCGGUGGAGGCUGCACGGGCGGCUGUCGAGAACGGCACGGCAGCGGUACCAAACAGAAUCACCGAGUGCCGCUCCUACCCGCUCUACCGCUUCGUGCGCGAGGAGGUCGGAGCCGUGUACCUCACAGGCGAGAAGACGCGCUCUCCCGGCGAGGAGCUCAACAAGGUGCUCGUUGCCAUCAACCAGGGCAAGCACAUCGACCCGUUGCUCGAGUGCCUCAAGGAGUGGAACGGCGAGCCCCUGCCCAUCUGCUGA
Molecule: messenger RNA, 2100 nt
Organism: Miscanthus lutarioriparius
Lineage: Eukaryota; Viridiplantae; Streptophyta; Magnoliopsida; Poales; Poaceae
Source: the annotation of a GenBank genome assembly